AUGUUGCGUUCAGUGGACAGGUCGUUGAUGUUGUCAACCAAGUACCUGUGCAGGACAAAGAUGGUGGACACGACGUCCAGGAGAGGGAAAGUUUUAACAAUUGAUACCAUGAACCCGCACGUGAAAAACAUUGAGUAUGCGGUUAGAGGUCCCAUUGUCACCAGAGCUGGAGAAAUUGAGAAAGAGCUUAACCAGGGAGCCAAAAGAAAUUUUGCAGAUGUUAUCCGUGCCAACAUUGGGGACUGUCACGCAACCGGACAAGAGCCCUUGACAUUUUUAAGACAGGUCAUAGCUUUGUGUGUGUACCCAAAGCUUUUGAAGGACCCCAACUUCCCAGAUGAUGCCAAGCAGAGGGCUGACAGAAUUCUCGGCUCCUGCGGAGGGAGAAGUCUGGGAGCAUACAGUGACAGUGCAGGACUUUCUGUGGUUCGAGAAGAUGCUGCAAAAUACAUUUCCGAGCGAGAUGGUAUCCCAGCAGACGCAAAUAACAUUUUCCUCAGCACCGGAGCUAGCGAGGCAAUUAGGAAUGUUCUGAAACUUUUGAUGACUUCACUUCCUGGGCAGGAUCGCACAGGAGUCAUGAUCCCCAUCCCCCAGUACCCGUUGUACACAGCAACAAUCGCAGAGUACAAUGCCUAUCCUAUUGGCUAUUACCUGAAUGAGGAAGAUAAUUGGGCAUUGAACCUAAAUGAGCUGAAGCGUGCUGUCUCUGAGGCCAGACCUCACUGCAAACCUCGGGCCAUCUGCAUAAUUAAUCCUGGAAACCCUACAGGCCAAGUGCUGACCAGGAAAAACAUUGAAGACGUCAUCAAGUUUGCUAAAGAUGAAAACCUGUUUAUUAUGGCAGAUGAG
Candidula unifasciata is the source of this 852-nucleotide messenger RNA. The record is from the annotation of a GenBank genome assembly. Lineage: Eukaryota; Metazoa; Mollusca; Gastropoda; Stylommatophora; Geomitridae.